Messenger RNA from Neoarthrinium moseri, 1872 nucleotides. RefSeq lists its product as uncharacterized. Gene Ontology annotation, biological process: transmembrane transport; metal ion transport. Gene Ontology annotation, molecular function: metal ion transmembrane transporter activity. Lineage: Eukaryota; Fungi; Ascomycota; Sordariomycetes; Amphisphaeriales; Apiosporaceae. Gene Ontology annotation, cellular component: membrane. Bases 1 to 1872 code for a protein of 623 amino acids. The record is from RefSeq and is a predicted model, not a curated record. The transcript has 7 exons.
AUGGAACUUUCUGGGCAGCUGAAUCCUUCGACUGCAUCCGUCGAGUGUGCAUGGAACCCCGGGUUUUUUAAGCGGUGUAAGCCAAGCACAUACCAGAGAGAAAACGAACACCACGUACGCGAAUUGUAUGAAUCCACGGACCGAAACGGAAACUUGAUUAGGAUAUUUAUGAAGGACUCGCGAGAGGCAGAGAGGUACUCCAAUCAAGCUGAUCUGGUGGUGAAUUUCUGUGAGAAUGUGACUCUCGCCCGACUAGAAAGUGGCAGCGACCCUGAGAUUCUGCGCCCCAAUACCUUGAUGGACGAUAGAAAGCAAGAUCUAUACGGUGAAGUUGGCGAAGUGGGGCUUUGCCGUCGAGCUAGGGGUCCAUUUGGCCCAUACGGACUCUACCUAGAACUCCAAAAACCGCGGUACACACCGAUUGAUAUGUCACGGGACUCUCAAGGUCCCAGCGCAAAUAUUGAUUCCCUCUCACUACCUGACGCCGAGAGGAGAAUAAUAUACAUCACUGACGUCACUGCAUGGUCUAUACUGGCCAUCGUGGCUACUGCGUCCUAUAACCAAGCUGUGUUUUUACGAGGAUUUGUCUAUAACCAUUUGAGCUUCACCACUUCGGUUGGCGUGAUAAUCGCAACUGGGUUUCCGAAGUAUGCUCUUGAAUUUCAUCUCCCCUUCUACGCCUGGAGGAAAGGAUCUGCGCCGUUCGUAGAUUCCAGAAAGGAUGACAGCGGCAGAAGCUUACGCCAGGUCCGGUGCAUUGACUUCUUUGAGGAGAAACCCCCUGGGAAUGAGCAUUCCUCAUGUGAAGAGCAUAUAUACCAAGCUCAGGUUUCCUUUCUCGUGGCGGGGUUGGACAAUUCGUCGUAUGUAUCAUAUUGCUUUCUCGACACAUACCAGGACGGGCCGUACAAUGAUGAAAGUGUAUCCACCUACUACAGCCAGUCGACCGCUCCUGGAAGUAGAGCUAUGGAUCCAGCUAGCGGAGGCAAGAUCCCUUCAAGUCCCCCCUUCUGGCAACCACGGGUCUACUUCUUGCGGGUGCUAGAAUAUAGAAUGGAAAUGGUGAAGGACGAGUGGAUCAAUGUUGUGACGAUGAUCAGACAGAAGAUGCAUCCAUAUACGCAUGGAUACUCGUUAUCGAGGCAUAUUCAAGAAGCACUGGAGACCAAUAAGCGAGUGGAGAAGCUGCAAAGAUUUUACGAUUGGACGCACAGUACUAUUCGGCUACUACUGGACCUUAUUCACACACUUAGCAAGACCGUGGAUGCGUGGAGUGAGUUUUAUCACACCGAGCUGGGAUAUUUCCUCAACGGCCACGCACAAAGAGAAGCACAAAUAGUAUCGAUAUCCAUCUCGACCACUCGAAAACAUGUAAACGAGUUGAGGAACUUGCUCAAAGAGCUACAGAAUCAAGAAAGUCUCUGCAAUAACAUUGCUAGAGAGCUCGAGUUGCACCUUGCACUUGAAGAUAACAAGUCAACUCUGAUACAACUUCGAACGGGAGAGAAUGUCAAGGCCAUUACGAUUUUGGCUCUGUUGGUAUCUCCCCCAAGCGUGACUGCAGCCAUCUUCAGCAUGGAUGGAGAUAUUCUUCCCUUUGCCCCAAGUAUAUGGAGCUACUUAUUAACAACGCUAGUUCUGGCUUUGGUCCUCUUGGGAGUACUGGGACUGCUGAUUCACCGGUCGUGGUGGAGGGCAAAUAGAGUGCUUAACCGAUUUCAGGUUGAGACAGUCCCCUUCUUCACGAGUCGUACCGGUCGGCGGCACCUCACGGCCCACUCAUCGCCUGUGGAGGACAUUGUCAGCGCUUAUCAGGAUGACGUUGAGAUGGGUGAUUUAGGGGAAGCCGUUAGAGCUGAAAGCAUGUACUGA